Lactuca saligna is the source of this 336-nucleotide messenger RNA. The record is from the annotation of a GenBank genome assembly. NCBI's taxonomy places the organism in Eukaryota, Viridiplantae, Streptophyta, Magnoliopsida, Asterales, Asteraceae.
AUGGCCUGCGAGAAAGCUACUUUAGAGGAUCAAGUGGCUACUUUGGAGGACCGAUCAGAGCGACUUAAGGACCAAGAUGUUCGUGAGGCUUGUGAAGCCCUUGGGUUUGAGAAAAGGAGGCAACUGAGUGGUUUCUCCACAUCUUCUGGUAAAUCUAAAGUUUUGGGUCAUGGCCAAGUGGCGAGCAGGGCCAAGGAGGUCAACACUGUCCUUACAUCUUUUGUCAAGACGGAUUUUGCUGGCCUCUUUCGUUUAGGGGAGUUAGGUUAUGAUGGCUUCCAUCAGUUUUGUGGCAAUCUAAGCCUGGGAGGUUCUUCCUCGGACUCCAAGGGUUGA